Molecule: messenger RNA, 433 nt
Organism: Condylostylus longicornis
Lineage: Eukaryota; Metazoa; Arthropoda; Insecta; Diptera; Dolichopodidae
Exons: 2
Coding region: 130-297 (55 amino acids)
Source: RefSeq, a predicted model, not a curated record
UUGCUAUGUGUAGUAUAUUUCCAAUAAUAACGUGGUUAUAAAAAAAACGAAAGUGGCAGUAAAUUACGGUGACUUAUUUUUACUAAAAUUAAAUAAUUUAGGGAAAAUAAAAUAAUUCAAAAACAAAAAAUGGCACAGAAAGGAGUUAGUCCAAUAGCAAUUUUAAAAAGUAUUUAUCGGAACGAAUUCCAAUGGUCAAUAGUUAAAAGCUUUGGAUUGUUCUUUUUGGGUGUUAAAAUAGCGCAGGAAUGUAUCGGAAUGGAAGUGAUGCCCUCUGUUGUACCAAUAACUCCAUAAUUUUAUAAUUUCAAUAUAAAAUAUAAUUUUAAUGUAAAAAAUACAUUACUAUAGUUAAAAAACUAAAUUUAAAUAAAUUAACAUUCAAAGAUAAAAUUGUUCUUAAUACUUUAGUGAAUAUAGUUCUGUAAUUUUA